AUCACUAAAGGAUAUGCUUAUUUAGCAAGAAUAAUCUUAAUAACAGUCAUUAAACAUGGUAAUAUAACAACCUGAACCUUUAUUUGUCUCAAAUGUUGAAGCGGCUUUGCCUUUGUGUUCUUCUUCUGUGUGGAUGAGGAAAUUAACCUUAUACAUGUUGUAUAUUCAUGCUAGCUAGCUAGUAAUGUUAUUUACCGGCUAAAAUAUAAUGUUGAAAAACCUGAGAUCUGGAAAACACUUUUUUUUUUAGUUAUUUGAGUGAGACAGUAAGAGCAGUGAUGAAUGAUGUGGUUUCUUCACUCUGAGAGGCAGGAAUGAGAAACGCUUGGCACGCAUGUGAUGCUGGUGGUGGUGCUUGUCUGUGAAACAGAUCCAUGCUGAAACACACUGUUCAUUGGUUCUAGUUCUAGAAGUCUUCAUGUUUCACUUCUCUGCUGGCUGAGAGAGACACCUCACCUUACCACACCUCACUACAGACAUCACUGAGUCAUAACGGAAAUCAUUUGCUGCAUAUCCUGCAUUUUGGGUGUAAUCAUGACUCUUCAACAGAAAGUCCAUGUGACUUCAUGAUUUGGAUUUGUUCCACUCUUUGAAAGUCCAUUCAUCAUAUGAUGGUUUUUUUUUUCGUCCUUGAAUUGUACCAAUAUAUUACUGAUACCAGAUAUCUUGGAUGAAUGAGAUGGCUUGCAAAUGAUAAACCUUAUUAACCUACAGUAAGGAGAAUAGGAUCCAAGUUCGAGUCUGUAAAUCCGGAUGACGGUGUCUGCAGCGUAUUGGUGGAUGUGGUCAGUGUGGGGUGAGCUCAGGAGUGUCACAUCAUUGGCUCUCAAGCUCACACUUCCUCACUGGUCUGAGCAGGAGGAAGAAGUGAGGCUUUGCAACUACACAACCGCACGACUCGUUUAGUAGCAGCAUACUGAAGGGAUCUUUGUCAGAUUUGGCCACUUCAGUAUCUAAACCCCCACAACGAUGAAAAUGGACCUUAGCAAUAUUCUCCUGCUCCCAGUCCACAUGCUGGUAUGGGUGUACUCGGUGGUGAGCUUCGUACCCUGGUACUUCCUAACAGGGGCCCAGGAGAAGAAAGCCAAAGCCAAACGAAUCAAAGCCAAAUCCAUCAAGGGUCAAAUAGAGGGACCUUAUCGCUCCGUAGACCACUUUGACUCCUUGGCCCUGAUGGACUUUGAUGAAAAAGAUACACUGGACAAACUGUUUGAUCGAGCGGUGCAGCGCUUUAACAAGUUGCACUGCCUGGGAGUGCGAACGGUUCUGAGUGAAGAGAAUGAAACUCAGCCUGGAGGCAAGGUUUUCAAAAAGCUGAUCUUGGGGGAUUACAAAUGGAUGACAUAUCAGGAGAUGGAUGUUGAAGUGACUCUCUUGGGCAGUGGCUUGGCAGCACUGGGCCAGCAACCAAAAAACACCAUUGCUAUAUUCUGUGAGACACGUGCUGAGUGGAUGAUCACAGCUCAGGCCUGCUUCAGACGCAAUUUCCCAUUGGUCACGUUUUACGCCACUCUUGGAGAAGACGCUGUGGCCUUUGGACUAAAUGAGUGUGGUGUGACUCACUUGGUCACUAGUAUGGAGCUUCUGGAAACCAAGUUAAAGGGUGUCCUGCCUCAAAUUCCCAACCUGAGGCACAUUAUUUACGUGGACAACAAGAGCCUCAGUACUGCAGGCUAUCCAGAGAGCAUUCAGAUUCACAGCAUGCAGUCUGUAAAGGAGCUGGGAGCAAAGCCCGAAAACUUGAACAGGGAGAUAGUCAAACCUGUCCCGUCAGACAUGGCUGUCAUCAUGUACACCAGUGGCUCCACAGGACGACCCAAAGGAGUCAUGAUUUUCCAUAGCAAUCUCAUUGCUGGCAUGACCGGCCAGUGUGAGAGGAUCCCAGGCCUAGGCUCCAAGGACACGUACAUAGCUUAUUUGCCCCUGGCUCAUGUGCUGGAGAUGAGUGCAGAGAUCUCAUGCGUAGCCUACGGCUGCAGGAUCGGUUACUCCUCCCCACAGACGCUCUCUGAUCAGUCUACAAAAAUUAAAAAGGGCAGCAAGGGCGACUGCACUGUCCUAAAGCCGACACUGAUGGCAGCUGUACCAGAAAUAAUGGACCGUAUCAAGAAAAAUGUCAUGAGCAAAGUCCAGGAGAUGAACGUUGUGCAGAGGACCUUGUUCAAUCUGGCCUACAACUACAAGCUGGAGCAGCUCAAGAAUGGCUAUGAUGCUCCCCUUUGCAAUAUACUCUUUAAGAAGGUGAGGGCUCUGUUGGGAGGGCAUGUGCGGAUGAUGCUGUCAGGAGGAGCUCCUCUCUCCUGUUCCACACAGCGCUUCAUGAACAUCUGUUUCUGCUGCCCUGUGGGUCAGGGUUACGGCCUCACCGAGACCUGUGGAGCAGGCACAAUCUCUGAGGUGACGGACUACAGCACAGGAAGAGUCGGGGCUCCUCUUAUUUGCUGUGAAGUUAAAGUCCGAAAUUGGGCAGAAGGUGGCUAUACAAAGCUGGACAAGCCUCAUCCACGAGGAGAAAUUAUAAUUGGAGGUCCAAACGUGACCAUGGGCUACUACAAGUGUGAAAACGCAACCAGUGAGGAUUUCUUUGUGGAUGAAAAUGGACAGCGUUGGUUCUGCACUGGAGAUAUCGGAGAGAUUCACCCUGAUGGCUGUCUGCAGAUUGUGGAUCGUAAGAAGGACCUUGUGAAACUGCAAGCUGGAGAGUAUGUGUCUUUGGGCAAAGUUGAGUCAGCACUGAAGAACUGCUCCCUCAUUGACAACAUCUGUGCAUACGCCAACAGUGACCAGAACUAUGUGAUCAGCUUCGUUGUACCAAACCAAAAGAAACUGACUGCUCUGGCUCAACAGAAGGGAAUCAGUGGCACCUGGAAGGACAUCUGCAACCAUCCACUUAUGGAGAUGGAAGUCUUGAGGGAAAUUAAAGAAGUCGCCACUUCAAUUAAACUGCAGCGCUUUGAGAUCCCAGUAAAAGUUCACCUGAGCCCAGAACCAUGGACUCCUGAAACCGGUUUAGUCACAGAUGCAUUUAAACUGAAGAGGAAGGAGCUGAAGAACCACUUUCUCCACGACAUUGAGCGAAUGUACGGUCGCAAAUAAAACCAGCCAAAUACUAUAAACCGACAUCACUCUGUUGCCAUAUGGCUUAUGGUACACAUGUAUAUCUGUUUAGAAACAUUUUGCUGUAAUUACACAUCAUCACAUAAUGUGACACACACACCCCUGCGUUCUGAGAAUCUUCUGUGACGUCCUGUUAACAAACUGUCGGUCAUAAUACUGUGGAUAAUAUCAGUGGGUUUGUACAAGUUUGCCAGAGCUCUAGUCUCUCUGCUGUAGAAUAGUUCAUUUAAUAGCUGUAUGGCAUGAAACUCAGUUAAAAGGACAAUAUUUGAACUCGAGCAACAAAACUGCUUCAUUUUUACUUAAAACUGACUCAUGCAAGAUUCUCGACUGUAUAAUUGCUUUUAGAAUGCCAUCAUCUUCAGCUAUGUAUUUUUGUAAAAAGUUUGUAUUUUCAUCUUUCUAAUACACUUGUGUAAAGAAUCUGAAAGCGAAAACCAGUCAUUAGAUACAAGACGAGGUUGUCUCACUACAGAGCAGCUGUACUGUACUUCCUUUCUGAAGUUAGCAGCGUACGUGGUCUUUGUGCCUUCUGAGCAGACUUUUUCGAUAGGAGUGAGCUCCUGCUAGGAACUACGCACAAUCACUGCUGGUGUAUACAAUACUACUCAAAAGGAUUUACAGUGGCUCCGUAACUGAUCAAUGAUCUUUCUUUACGUGACUUUGUGUGUGUACUGAAGUGGUUUUUCCAAGUGUUACUCUAAUUAAUUUAUUGAAUGACCUUGUACUUCUGGAAAGACUCAGGACUCUAGUUGUAGCUGGUGUUUAUGAAGGGAAACCCUUUGAAUCAUGUCGGAUAUGUAAAAGCAACAAUGCUGAGGCUGAUGAAACAUGAUCAGUUCCUACUGCAGUCUGUAGAACAUGACAAUGUUUAGUGACUAGAAGUUACAGCUGGCAUCUGUCUUUGGAAAUAUUUUUGCAUUUGUUUGUUUUGCCAGUUUAGUGUACUUUUUUUUUGCACUAUAACUUAUUUUUGAGUUGCUGCUUCUGAAAAUGUGGAAUUUUCAGCUGAAGCUUGGAGUCAGGAUGAUAAUCUCUACCAAAUAUUUAGUUACUGGGGAGAAAUGUAUUGUUCAUUUGCACUGUUUUAUUUAAAUUAAGUGUUUUGAAGGAGUUAUGCCAUUAUUUAAAAGCAGUCACUGUACCAACGAAGACCUUGAAAUGGAUUGGGAUUAUGCCAUUUUGAAGGGAUAUGAUAUUAAAAAUCAAGACUUCAUUCUAUUUUUCCAUAAUGCCUCAGGGUCCCUGUAAUGGACCAUUUGAAACGUGAACAUUCGAGGAUUUCAUGCAUUUGCUUACUCAUUUAUUCAGUUGUGAACAGCAUUCUGUAUGUAAUAUACAUUGUGCAAAUUAAAUCAUUUUCUACAGGA
Molecule: messenger RNA, 4487 nt
Organism: Neoarius graeffei (lesser salmon catfish)
Lineage: Eukaryota; Metazoa; Chordata; Actinopteri; Siluriformes; Ariidae
Gene: acsl4a
Product: acyl-CoA synthetase long chain family member 4a
Exons: 15
Coding region: 970-3096 (708 amino acids)
Biological process (GO): long-chain fatty acid metabolic process; long-chain fatty-acyl-CoA metabolic process; neuron differentiation
Cellular component (GO): endoplasmic reticulum; plasma membrane; lipid droplet
Molecular function (GO): arachidonate-CoA ligase activity
Source: RefSeq, a predicted model, not a curated record